AUGACAACAAGGGCUUUGACGACUAGCUUAUGGAUUGAGGGGACGGACUCACCAGGAACAAGGCGGCAAGGUUGCUGCAGUAGCUGUCCGGGAACGGUGAGAGGUGGGAUAGAUAGAGUUGAGCGAGCAGGAAGGACAAGGAGUGACAGGGCAGGGAAUAUAUCGCAAGCCAAAGAGACAGAGCUGGGAAUGGAGAUGAGAUGGGACAACCAGCAGCAGAAGCAGAAGCAGCAAAAGCAGCAAAAGCAGCAGAAGCAGCAGAAGCAGCAGAAGCAGCAGAAGCAGCAAGCGGCGAGAGUUGACUAACCCAGCAGCAAGCAGCCUUAAGCUCCCUUUUAACUAAAUACUUUAACUUGAAGCCCGCCAAAACCCACCCAGCUAGCUGGCAACGAGUUAGCAACCGCCGCGCGCCAAAACACAAGCCCCGGACGGAAAAGAAGCACCAGAAAGAUUCUGGAAGAAUGAAUGUUUGGAGAGGAGGGCCCGCCCUGCGCCCCAGGCAGAGAUCUCGUCGUGUAACUAAUAAUAAUCUGAAAGUUACGUACGCUGUAAAUCCAGAUGAAAAUCGCCCUGUCGCGGUCGGUGUGGCCUGUGGGUCAGACAGAGGGCGUCCGUCCCCUUCAGCCAUGUCCAAGUUAAUUAUUAUUAUUAUCAUUCUUC
Messenger RNA from Blastomyces gilchristii SLH14081, 660 nucleotides. RefSeq lists its product as uncharacterized. The transcript has 2 exons. NCBI's taxonomy places the organism in Eukaryota, Fungi, Ascomycota, Eurotiomycetes, Onygenales, Ajellomycetaceae. The record is from RefSeq and is a predicted model, not a curated record. The coding region runs from base 1 to 306 and encodes 101 amino acids.